Molecule: messenger RNA, 800 nt
Organism: Myotis lucifugus (little brown bat)
Lineage: Eukaryota; Metazoa; Chordata; Mammalia; Chiroptera; Vespertilionidae
Gene: IQCK
Product: IQ motif containing K
Exons: 7
Coding region: 73-585 (170 amino acids)
Source: RefSeq, a predicted model, not a curated record
UAUGAAGCUGAGCUGCCUCCCUUCCCAGAGGGAUACAAAAUCAAACAAGAAGCCGUGAUUACCGUUUCACCAAUGGAAGAAACACUUUUCCGUGGCUUCAGUGCAGAGCACCGUUACCCAUUUCCUCAAUGGGCCACAGACUCACACAUACCUUGCACUCAAAUCAAAUUGGAAACAAUUGAUCCCAAAACCUGUUCCCCCAAAGAAUAUUUGGAAACGUUCAUCUUUCCAGUUCUGCUUCCCGGUAUAGCGAGCCUGCUUCACCAGGCAAAGAAAGAAAAAUGUUUUGAGAGGAAAAGGACCAAAUUCAUUGCCUGUGAUUUUCUGACGGAGUGGUUAUACAAUCAAAAUCCAAAGAGGACAGGGGAGCCGUUCACAGAUUUCUUCUCCAUUCCCUUUGUGGAGCAGUGGCUAAAGCAACACCCGCGGCCGCCCAUCCCACUGUCCCUGCUGCUGACCGAAGAGGAGGCGGCACUGAGCAUCCAGUCCUUCUGGAGAGCCUACCUGUUUACCGUUAUUAUAAUGUAUGCUGCAAUGCAUAUCUUUGUGCAGCCAUUUUUGCACAUUGUCAGCUUGUUUACCUAGAAGGAAUUCUAGAACUGAAAUUUCCUCGUCAAAGCUCCUGAUCCGGAUUGUCAUGUGGCCCUUCAGGAAGGAAGUACUUUUUAAAAUUCUUACCAAAUACAAAUGAGAAUAUAGCUCAUGCCAAGAAGUGUACAACGUCUUUGAUUAGUUGGCACUUAGAGUGUCGAUGUUAAGAAGCUCCUAGGCGCGCGGACGGGAAGGCGGGAGAGGAGAAG